CGCGAUCUAGCGAAGUUUGUCCCCUCCGCGGCUCUGUAGGCAGGUCAUGUAACCAGGAAGUGUAUCUGACGCUGCUGUGUCUUGUUGAUUUCUGGGGUUUAGGCUGCACCCGGGCCGGGUCAGUUUAAAACUGGCACAAUGAAAGUGGGCUCGUCGGUCCUAGCCUGCUGCUGUCUGCUGAUCCAAGUCCUCGGACUGGCUCUGUUUCUUCGCGGCUUUUUCCCAGUCCCGGUCAGGUCGCAGUCCAGGAAAAGCAGCAGCUCAGAGAUCCCAGCGGAGCCCGCAGCAGGAACAAAGUCUAACUGGACCGAUCUACCACCACCUCUUUUCAAAAAGACAGUCAUCCUCCUCAUAGAUGCGUUGAGAGAAGACUUUGUGUUUGGACCAAAAGGCAAAGAGCAUAUGCCUUAUAUGAGACAACUUCUAGAAAGGGGAACAACGCACAGCUUUAUAGCAAAAGCAACAGCUCCAACUGUUACUAUGCCUCGAAUCAAGGCUCUGAUGACAGGCAGUAUACCAGGAUUCAUCGAUGUUGUCUUGAAUCUAAACUCACAGGAAUUAUUGGAGGACAACUUGAUAUGGCAAGCUAAAAAAGCAGGCAAAAGAAUAAUAUUCUAUGGUGAUGACACAUGGGUCAGACUUUUUCCAAAGCAUUUUGUGGAAUACGAUGGAACCACUUCUUUUUUUGUCUCAGAUUUUACAGAGGUUGACAACAAUGUUACUAGGCACUUGGAUGUAAUUCUAAAGAGAAAUGAUUGGGAUAUACUUGUUCUUCACUAUCUUGGUUUAGACCAUAUUGGACAUUUAACUGGGCCACACAGUCACUUGGUGGGACCGAAACUUUAUGAGAUGGACGUUGUUUUGAAAAAAAUUCAUAGUUCAUUAGUUUCAAAGGAAGAAGAUACAUCCCUUCCCAGUUUAAUAGUCGUCUGCGGUGACCAUGGCAUGUCAGAAACGGGCAGUCAUGGGGGCUCAUCUGAUGAGGAAGUCCAGACGCCACUUGUGUUAAUAAGCUCUGCUUUUGAAAGGAACAGUGGUACCUUUAAAGUCCCGGAGGUUGUGCAACAAACUGACCUAGCCCCCACUUUAGCGAUAGGUCUCAGCUUUCCUAUCCCCAGAAGCAGCCUGGGAAUGCUGAUACAUCCAAUUGUUCAACAAAAGCCAAUGAGAGAACAACUCCGAUUCUUACAUUUAAAUGGACAUCAGCUCUGCCGACUUUUGAGUGAAAACAUAGAUGCUUCCGAUAGAGAUGCUGGAGUUGAGCAGUUUAAGAAGGCAGAAAAAGCCCAUGGGAAUUGGAUUAAACUUUACCUGGAAGGAAAUACCUCUGAAGUGCUCACAAAUUUAGGCAGAAAAGUUAUUAAGCAAUAUUUAGAAGCACUGAUGAAAUUAAGCACUUCCUUGAGCAAGCAAGUUGCAGAAUAUGACAUGUACUCAAUGACCAUUGGCGCAAUCAUUACUCUUGAGAUUUUCUUCCUACUCCUUCUCGGUGUCCCGAAUGCUUUGUGCAGCCGUGCUGAAUUUAAUGUCCCCCUCUUUUCCCCAUUGUACUCUCUGAUGUUUUACAUGCUGUGCCUUGCACUCUCAGCAGUUCACGUCGUAGUGUGUACAUCCACUGAAAAUGUGUGCUUUUUCUGUAGCUUAUCGUGGGUUACAGCAAUAGGGAUUAUGAUACUCAUUUCUGCCCUUUGCUGUAUUAUUCUAUCUACAUUUGGAAUGAUGCUGGCAAAAGCAACAUCACCCACAAAUAGGCAAGACUCUGUAUCCUUGUGGUCUGAGCUAGACAUCCUUCUUUUAAUGGGAACCGUGGGUCACGUGUUAAGUAUGGGAGCGAGUAGCUUCAUUGAAGAGGAACAUCAGACUUGGUAUUUCCUAGUCAACACGCUUUGCCUAGCUUUGGCUCAAGAAAUGUGUAGGAAAUAUUUCCUUGUAAAAAAGGGUCAUAUGGACUUCUCGGAGCACACAAGUACUAAAAAUGACAGCACAUACACAGAUGAAAUCUAUGAUAUUCACAAGAAGGAGUUAAGGGGAAAACAGCAAACAAUACUAGCAAGUUUUAUAAGAAAAAAUGAAAAAUGGAUUGCACUGUCCAGCCCAUGGGCUAUUCUAGUAUGCUGCAGAUUACUACGUUCAUUAAAUCAGACUGGAGUACAGUGGAUCCAUAGACCAGAUUUUGGACACUGGUUAACAAGCACUGAACACAAAGCUGAAUUGUCAUUUUUGGUUGCAGUCUCCUUGAUCAUGAUAUUUAUUUUAAUUCAAGGACGAUGCUCUUUUGUAUCAAAAGCUGCCUUGGCAUUUGGACUCUUAGGAGUCUAUAGUUACAGAGCAGCCAUUGGACAUGUUUUAUAUCCUUGGCAACAAAGCUCAAUAGAGAUUUCAAAGGGAAUCACAGAAGCUCGUUUUGUUUAUAUAUUUGUUCUUGGUAUGCUCAUUACGGGAAUCAAAGACUUAAUUAAAUCCCAUCUCAUAUAUACAGACUCCAACACAAAGAAUGUGGGUUUGUGGGAGGUUUAUUGUGGGUUAGUUCUCUUGGCAGCACUUUUAUUUCGGCCACACAACCUGGCAGUGCUGGUGUUCUGCCUCUUGAUUCAGACUACUCUUACUAUGUUCAUCUGGAAGAUACUGAAAUAUGAUGCAGCUCAAAUCACCAUCAUGCACUACUGGUUUGGACAAGCCUUCUUCUUUUUCCAGGGAAACUCAAACACCAUUACUACUGUGGAUAUUUCAGCUGGUUUUGUUGGUCUGGAUAACUAUGUUGAGUUACCAGCAAUCAUCCUUACAGCAUUUGUCACAUACAGUGGGCCUUUGCUUUGGUCUGUACAUUUACUGUGCUACCUAAGCUCUGAGACAAACAGGGUCUCUACUUCUAUAGCUCACGGCUGUUACUGCUACGCAAUAAUUCGCUCCCUCCCAGUCACAGUCUACAUUAUUCUAGUCACAGCUCUUCGUUAUCACUUGUUCAUAUGGAGUGUUUUUUCCCCAAAGCUGCUUUAUGAAGUAAUACACUUAUUUAUAUCAGUUGGUGUAUGUCUUACAUUCACUGCCGUGGACAAGAACCAGACGGUAAAGCCAUAAGAAGAGAGACUUUGAAAGAAACCGGCUUUGAUCUUUUUUUUUUUUUUUUACCUCUCCAGGUUUUCUGAACUACACAUAACUUGUAAAUAAAUUAUUAUUUUUAAACAAAUCUAUUACAGUUUUGUAUAGUUU
Molecule: messenger RNA, 3210 nt
Organism: Spea bombifrons (plains spadefoot toad)
Lineage: Eukaryota; Metazoa; Chordata; Amphibia; Anura; Pelobatidae
Gene: PIGG
Product: phosphatidylinositol glycan anchor biosynthesis class G
Exons: 13
Coding region: 139-3078 (979 amino acids)
Biological process (GO): GPI anchor biosynthetic process
Cellular component (GO): endoplasmic reticulum membrane
Source: RefSeq, a predicted model, not a curated record